This is a messenger RNA of Cygnus atratus (black swan), 582 nucleotides long. It is a transcript of the gene HPCA, whose product is annotated as hippocalcin. The transcript is spliced from 3 exons. The record is from RefSeq and is a predicted model, not a curated record. NCBI's taxonomy places the organism in Eukaryota, Metazoa, Chordata, Aves, Anseriformes, Anatidae. Gene Ontology annotation, molecular function: calcium ion binding. Bases 1 to 582 code for a protein of 193 amino acids.
AUGGGGAAGCAGAACAGCAAGCUGCGCCCCGAGAUGCUCCAGGACCUGCGGGAAAACACCGAGUUCUCCGACCUGGAGCUGCAGGGCUGGUACAAGGGCUUCCUGAAGGACUGUCCCUCGGGCAUCCUCAACGUGGAGGAGUUCAAGAAGAUCUACGCCAACUUCUUCCCCUACGGCGACGCCUCCAAGUUCGCCGAGCACGUCUUCCGCACCUUCGACACCAACGGCGAUGGCACCAUCGACUUCCGAGAGUUCAUCAUCGCCCUGAGCGUCACCUCCCGCGGCAAGCUGGAGCAGAAGCUCAUGUGGGCCUUCAGCAUGUACGACCUGGACGGCAACGGCUACAUCAGCCGGGAGGAGAUGCUGGAGAUCGUGCAGGCCAUCCACAAAAUGGUCUCUUCCGUGAUGAAUAUGCCCGAAGAUGAAUCGACUCCGGAGAAAAGAACGGAAAAAAUCUUCCGACAGAUGGAUACUAAUAACGAUGGCAAGCUGUCACUGGAGGAGUUCAUCAAAGGUGCCAAGAGUGACCCAUCCAUCGUGCGCCUGCUGCAGUGUGACCCCAGCGGCACCGGGCAGCUCUGA